Zygotorulaspora mrakii is the source of this 834-nucleotide messenger RNA. RefSeq lists its product as uncharacterized. The coding region runs from base 1 to 834 and encodes 277 amino acids. The transcript has a single exon. Lineage: Eukaryota; Fungi; Ascomycota; Saccharomycetes; Saccharomycetales; Saccharomycetaceae. The record is from RefSeq and is a predicted model, not a curated record.
AUGACAGCAAAAGAGACACUGCGAUGUUCGUAUUGGUUUAACUUUCUGUAUAUAUUUGUAAUUCAAGGAAUUGGCUCCGGAGUGGUCGGAGGUGGAAUUGAAUUUGCAAUUGCAUACGGGAUGUAUUGGAAUAGCGAGUUCCCAGUUAUGCUGUGGGCAUUUCCUAACACGUUGAGCGGUGAUUGUGCGCUGAGUCUUUUUAUACAAGUGGGUGUUACUUGGGCCUUGAUGGAGAUUUUCAUCGGACUCGAUUGCUUCAAGUCCAGGAGUCCAGUCAUUCCAUUUUCCCUGCCGCUGCCAGAUAAACAGAAGCAUAGAAUCGUAUGGUAUUAUUUUGAAAUCGAGCACGGCAUAAGUAAAGAAGGCGAGAAUGAUGUGAAAGCGUACCUCAAAAGACAAUUCAUAAGGUACCCUGAUCGAAGUUUGCCUUACAACAUCAUAUAUUGGCUUUUCUGGAAAUUCGUUGUGUCAAUGACCGCCGCCAUCGGUUUCUGGACCGUAGUCUGGCCCGUUACGAUGGGUAUAUUGGCAGGUAUCGGCAGAAAGGUUGGGUCCCACGACUACAUGUUCCACGGCUGGGAGCCACAGGUAACAAAACUAAUCUAUGCUUUCGUGCUGGGCUUUCUUACCUCGCCCUCAGCAAUAAUCGUCAUUUUGAUACGUGAUAAAUGGUAUAUGGAUUACUCGGCACAACGGAACUCCAAGUCACUGUAUGAUGAAAAGAUCGAUAUGGGCAAUUCGGAGGAGCAACUCCCCUCUAACGAACAAGGUUCGGACUCAGGACCGAGUUCUAAUUCUCGCAAGUCACAUCAUAUGCAUCUACCACCAGUUUAA